GUUUUAUCGUACGGACGGUGACGUCAUGGUGUAAUGGCUGAACAACAACCUUCUGCGUGUGACAAACUUUACAAACUUCUACAGAAGAACAGGAAAAGUUUGAUUUUUUAAACACCCAGGACAGUGUUGUUUUGUGUUUGACUGUAGCCUUGUCCCAGAUGUGCGCUUUGUGAUGGAUCACAGAUAUGACAUAGCGCGGAGGGCCGCCGGAGGUGGCGGAGGCUCGGGGAACUCUUCUCCCGGUUUGGGGGCGCAGUCCCGCCGCAGGAAGGUGCCUCCGAGACCCGCUGACUUUAAACUGCAGAUUAUCAUCAUCGGAGCGCGGGGAGUGGGUAAAACUAGUCUCAUGGAAAGGUUCACGGAUACUUUCUGUGAAGCCUGCAAGUCGACCGUAGGAGUAGACUUCAAAAUCAAGACGGUGGAGCUGAGAGGGAAGAAGAUCAGGCUACAGAUAUGGGACACGGCGGGACAGGAGCGCUUCAACUCCAUCACGUCGGCGUACUACAGAGGAGCAAAGGGAAUCGUCAUCGUGUACGACAUCACCAAACAGGAGACGUUUGAUGACCUCGCCAAGUGGAUGAAGAUGAUCGACAAGUACGCCUCAGAGGACGCAGAGCUGCUGUUGGUCGGGAACAAACUGGACUGUGAAUCGGACCGGGUCAUCUCCAAACAGCAGGGCGAGAGGUUUGCGUCGAGAAUAAGUGGGAUGCGUUUUUGUGAAUCCAGCGCCAAGGACAACUUUAAUGUAGACGAGAUCUUCCUAAAGCUUGUGGAUGACAUUAUUAGCAAAAUGCCUUUGGAGAUGAAUAAAGAGCUCUCCAACAGCGUCCUGUCCCUGCAGCCUGAACCUGACGUGCCCCCGGAGCUGCCCCCUCCACGGAUGCGCUGCUGCUGAGUCUCCCUCAAUCCUCCGUCUUCCUGUCUCCUCUGUCUCUCCGCUGUCUAGCUCCUACUCCCACAGAACUUCACAUACACUUUGCGGUUUGUCCAGCAGGGGGCGACACACUGCGACAUAUCAACACACUUAACUGGCAGUAUUUAUAUAUAUAUAUAUAUCUCUCCUCGUGUAACUACAGCGCUCUUCAUUAACAUCUGCACCACUUUAACUAACAGGAGUAAAAUAAAUAUCCAUUGUUUUUAAAUGCACAUACUGCACAAUAUAGAGUUUAUUUUUAUUGGUUUUAUAUUAGACAAUAUUUUUAUGGGCAUCAAUGGUCCAAAAAUACAAAAAUAAAUGCUAAGGAAAACAUGAAUUGUAUGAAAUCAAAAUAGGGUUGUCUAAAGUAUCGACAAUCAGAUACUAAAACAAGUACAAGACCACAUGGUAAUAUAAAAGAAAGUACUACGAUUUAAUGUUGAAAAUGACAUUUUAUUGUCUAAAUCAGUGUUUCCCAAACUUUUAUACAUAUAAUUAUAAAAUCUAAAUCACAAAAUAAAGGUGGAUUUGACCAUUAUUGAACAUUAAUGAGGAUAUUUUAUUGUUGACUAAGUGAUCGUGUCUUUUUGAACAAUUCGUAUUACUCAAGUUUUAAACAAUGAAAAACAGUAAUUAAACCAGCAACAAAAAGGAUCCAUAAGUCGCCUAUUUGGACAUUAAAUGUAGCCCAUUUCUUUUUCUUUUCAACAUUCAAUUGAACCAGCAAUAUUGGAACCAAAGAGUCCAUAAAAUAAUUACAAAAAGAUUAGAAAUUAUACAAAACAUGUCUUAACAUUUCAGCAUUUCUAAUGAGAUAGGUGGGCCUGUUUAUGUUUCAGUCCGAGUGCAGGAGGAGAGCACAACAUGCAGAUCAGGCGCAGUAUUCAGUCUGUUUCUGUGCUUUGUCUUAAUUUUUGUGCGCACAGAAAAUUCCAGUUCACACAUAUACAUAGUAGUGAAAGGAAUAAGCCUAGAAACACUCGUUCGAGGCAGGCAGAUUCACUGACUCACUUGCUCUCUCAUGUGUCAGAACUUUAUAUUGCAGGCCUACAUGCAGAUCGUGACAAGGUGACCCAAAAAUAAAUCUCUUGCGACCCAGUCUUUGCAAAGCAAUGAUCUAAAUAAACAGUGUAUAUUAUUAUUGUGGAAUCAGAAUCUGCAUUAACUAUUGAGUCUAUUUGUUAUCACAAUCGAGUUUGAAAUUGUAUUUUUUUUGGCAUGAUACCCAUCCAUAGCCUAACACAAAUUUAGUCCUGCCUUAGUCCUGCCUUAGUCUGCCUUAGUCCUGCCUUAGUCCUGGCUUAGUCCUGGCUUAGUCCUGCCUUAGUCCUGGCUUAGUCCUGCCUUAGUCCUGCCUUAGUCCUGCCUUAGUCCUGCCUUAGUCCUGCCUUAGUCCUGCCUUAGUCCUGCCUUAGUCCUGCCUUAGUCCUGCUUUAGUCCUGCUUUAGUCUGCUUUAGUCUUGCCUUAGUCCUGCUUUAGUCCUGCCUUAGUCCUGCC
Molecule: messenger RNA, 2414 nt
Organism: Boleophthalmus pectinirostris (great blue-spotted mudskipper)
Lineage: Eukaryota; Metazoa; Chordata; Actinopteri; Gobiiformes; Gobiidae
Gene: rab12
Product: RAB12, member RAS oncogene family
Exons: 6
Coding region: 173-895 (240 amino acids)
Biological process (GO): regulation of exocytosis; protein localization to plasma membrane; protein secretion
Cellular component (GO): trans-Golgi network transport vesicle; endosome; plasma membrane
Molecular function (GO): GTP binding; GTPase activity
Source: RefSeq, a predicted model, not a curated record